Messenger RNA from Catharus ustulatus (Swainson's thrush), 1864 nucleotides. RefSeq names its product C-type lectin domain family 5 member A-like. Lineage: Eukaryota; Metazoa; Chordata; Aves; Passeriformes; Turdidae. The record is from RefSeq and is a predicted model, not a curated record. The coding region runs from base 1 to 1005 and encodes 334 amino acids. The transcript is spliced from 9 exons.
AUGGCAGAAAAUGUCAUGAACUCUGACUUGAACUUGCCUGAAUCAACCAGACCCAGAAUCCAGACGGUCCCUGAUGUCCAAGGGAAAAGCCAUUGCUCCAGAGCUCUGAGUUCCAGAGUUGCUGCACUGGCUGCUGUCCUGGCUGUGAUGAUUCUCGUAGUGGUCACAGCCCUGUAUGUGACACUCAGGGCAGGCAGCCAACAGGACUCCACAGCAUUGACCUCCCCCAGCCAAAAUGUCUCAGCACCACUGUCCCCCACCAUCCAAGAGGACUCAACAAAGUCACCCCCCAGCCAUGGAGAGGCUCCAGGCAAAAGCUGCUGUUCCACAACACGAGUUGCUGUCCUGGUUACUGAGAUAAUCCUGCUCCUCCUCACUGCUGUGUUUCAGAUGCUCCCAUGUAAAAGGCCUUGUUCCAGAGCACACAUUGCUGUGCUGGUUGUUGUCCUGGUUCUGGCUGUGCUGGCCCUCACUCUGUCUUGGACAGUCCCAGAUGGUCCAGUUGCAAACAGUCAACAGGAAUCAACAACGUGGUACCCCACCAGCAAACAGGACACAACACAAAUGACCCCCACCAGACAAGAGGGCUCAACAAAGUCACCACACAGGCAGGGAGAGGCACCAGGCUGUUCCCCACCAUGGAAAAAACAUGGGAGAAAAUGCUACUUCUUUUCUACAGAGCAGAGAAAGAAGGACUGGAAUUCCUCCCGUGCAGAAUGCACUGCCCUGGGCUCAGACCUGGUGAUCAUUGAGAGCAGGGAAGAGCUGAGUUACCUUCUCACACAAUCACGAUAUGGGUACUACUUACUUGGUCUCAGAUACUCUCCAGAGGAGCAGAAGUGGAAGUGGAUCAACAAGGUGGAGCAUGACCCAGCCAUGUUCCGAAUAGAAAGACGUUAUAUUGACUAUUACUGCACAGUCAUUGGAUUUGGUGAAAUAGGAGCUGCACCUUGUAGUGGAACCCAAACAACACAAAACAUGUGUGAAAAACCUGUAACAAUUUGAAAAAGGCAUCAGAAGGAGAGAUAAAAACAAGAGCUCCAGGCUGAUAUGUUAUCCCAGCUUCCCGUAGGAAACGUGGAUGGGAUGUGUCUCAUUUCUCUUCACCUGCCCAAUCUCUGCUCCCAGGGACUCCUGCAGCCCCCUCCAGACUCAUGGCCAAGCUCAGCCCAGCCUUUCCCUGAUGCUGUGUGAGCCUGGCUGGAUCCCCUCUGGAAGAGCUGGCUCUGGCACACAGGAGCACUCUGGGACUGUCUCAUGCCACAGGUGGCACCUGCAGGCAGGCAGUGCCAGGGGAGAGGAGUCCAGGCUGGGGCCAGGGCUGAUCCCAACCAGAUCCUGGCUCUGCAAGUCCCAUCCAUGCACAGCCCAGUGUUCCCAGCCCUGCCUGUGCCCAAGGAGACCCUUCCCCAGCUGGUCACAGCCUGGCCUUGCCUGCAGCCACAAGGGAAGGGCAGCACAGAUUUGUGGUUGGGAUCUGGUGGGGAAGGGCAAGGCCAGUCCUUGCCAGGAUGGACAGGACAAAGUCAGGGGUGGGUGUGGAUAAACCUUCUGCUGUCCCAGACUGUUCCAUGAGCACAUGGGAUCCCAGAGCCUGUGGGGGAAAUGGGAAUCAGCCCAAGGGAAAGAAUCCUACAGCAGCACAGCUCUGGGCAUAAAAUCAGCCCCAGUCCUGUGUGGGGAAGGGAAGGAGUGUCAGAUUUGGGAUCUGCUGGGAAAGGGCACAGGAUGGAGAGCAGCAGAGACCACGAAGGCCUGAAGAGCAGAGUGCCAAGAGAAGCUGAGCUGGACAGAAAACAGAACAAUGAAAGGCACAGUGAGCUGUGAAGGAGCUGGUGAGAAGUGUGAGAGUGACCCCCAGGGA